Messenger RNA from Mycotypha africana, 1075 nucleotides. RefSeq names its product pinin/SDK/memA/ protein conserved region-domain-containing protein. The transcript has 4 exons. Bases 151 to 999 code for a protein of 282 amino acids. The record is from RefSeq and is a predicted model, not a curated record. NCBI's taxonomy places the organism in Eukaryota, Fungi, Mucoromycota, Mucoromycetes, Mucorales, Mycotyphaceae. Gene Ontology annotation, cellular component: catalytic step 2 spliceosome.
AUCUAAUGAUUUCUUGCGUUGUGGCAGGAACAAGAAAAAGACUGAAAUAUACAUUCCGCCCAUUUUUUUUUCUUUUCUUCUCUGUCUCUGAGAAGGAACUUGUACGCUCGUCUUUUUAACAAUAUACACUAUUCGGAUUAUAACUUCCUCAUGGUGCAGUCAAGCAUAGUCGUGUCUGAAACGAAUAAAGCUCUUAAAAGGCAAACAGACGAUACAGGCUCUUCCGUCGAGCAGCCAAACGAGGAGGUCAAAAGACCACGCCUAACAGAUACCGAUGCAGCUACAAAACAACGAAAUAAACGAUUAUUUGGUACACUGCUAGGCACGUUGAAUAAGUUUAAGGACGAUGUUGCAAAGACGAGUGACAUUGACAAGAACCGACAAGCAAUCAACGAAAAAUUGCAAGAGAAACUUGAUCAGGAAAGGAAGGAGCUGGCAGAAAAGUUAAAAGCACGUAGAGAAGAGAAACUUCGCUUAGAAGAAAUGAAGGCACAGCGCGAGAGAAAACUGUUGGAAGAGAAGAGAGAAUUAGCAGAAAUUAUACAAAAGGAAAAAUUAGCAAACUUUCUGAAAACGACGACGGAGCCAGCUCUAUAUUAUUUACCACAAAAGUUAACAGAUCAAAUGUCCGAGACGAUAAAAGACCAAAAAGAGAAGGCAUUAGAGGCAAGAAAACAGUUUGAAUUAAAAAAUAAUGACGACAGCCUUUCAGAUACAGGCGAUCGGUACCGCCACCAUAAUAAGGAUCGUGAUGCUUACGAGGACAAGGAUGAAAAUGUGGAUGAAGCAAAACAUAAAACUGCUGCCGAAGAAGUCGAGAUCAACGUGAAUGCGAACGCAGUAACUGAUUCUGCGAAUGAUGUGGCCAAACCUACUGAUGCGAAGACGGAGGAUGACGCGAAAAUAGAGACUGUAGAAAAGGUUGCUACACCUGGUCAUGAUGAAGCAGCAGAGACACCCGUACAGCAGGUUGAAACGGAUGAGAGCAAAAAAGAAUAAUGUCUUCAAUCGCUGCGAUAGAAAUUCCAAUUUUUGUAUUAUACCAGCAUAUCGUACAGUAAAAAAAGAGGGUUCA